This is a messenger RNA of Striga hermonthica, 558 nucleotides long. The record is from the annotation of a GenBank genome assembly. NCBI's taxonomy places the organism in Eukaryota, Viridiplantae, Streptophyta, Magnoliopsida, Lamiales, Orobanchaceae.
AUGGCGCAGAUUCUAACUCUAACACCAACGCCACCGUCUUACACAAUCCGUGCCCAGCGCCACCGGCAAACCUCAGUCCCGCCGAAGCUGGCCGUGACGGCGAGCGCGACUCAGACCUGGACUUCGGUUUUGCGUUCCGUCAAGUGCAACGGCAGGUUUACUUGUCUAUUCUCCAACAAUCGGAAACAGGAAGAGGCUCUAAAAGCCUUGGAGAGUGCACUCGAUGGCAAGAAAACGGAAUUUGAGAAAUGGGACAAAGAAAUCAAGAAGAGGGAGGAAGCAAGCGGAGGUGGAGAUUCUGCACAACAAGCAGGUCUUACUAUUUUAGGCAUUAUUUUCGUGUUUUUGGUAUUUGCAAAGGGCGACAUGAUGCUUGCCGUCAUUCUCAAUCCAUUGUUGGUCACCUUACGAGUGACACGAACUGGGCUUACACUUUUGAUGUCGAAGGUUAAGAGCCGGUUAUAUGGGGAUACUUUUCGUGGGCCACAGCAGGAGGUGGCUGAACCAGUACGUGUUUCGGCUAAAGAACGAGUGGUGGGAAAAUGGGGGAGCAGUUGA